This is a messenger RNA of Chenopodium quinoa (quinoa), 1212 nucleotides long. Its product is annotated as protein DETOXIFICATION 35-like. Gene Ontology annotation, biological process: xenobiotic detoxification by transmembrane export across the plasma membrane. The coding region runs from base 7 to 1212 and encodes 401 amino acids. NCBI's taxonomy places the organism in Eukaryota, Viridiplantae, Streptophyta, Magnoliopsida, Caryophyllales, Amaranthaceae. Gene Ontology annotation, cellular component: membrane. The transcript is spliced from 6 exons. The record is from RefSeq and is a predicted model, not a curated record. Gene Ontology annotation, molecular function: antiporter activity; xenobiotic transmembrane transporter activity.
CUUGGUAUGGGAAGUGCGCUUGAGACAUUAUGUGGACAAGCUUUUGGUGCCGGGCAAGUUCAUAUGCUUGGAGUCUAUAUGCAACGAUCUUGGAUCAUACUAUUGCUAAGCUGUCUUGUACUCAUGCCGAUAUACAUCUUUGCUGCACCAUUGUUAAAGCUUCUAGGACAGGACCAUGAUGUAGCCAACCUUGCAGGAAAGUUUGCCAUCCUUACCAUACCCUCACUAUUCUCAUUGGCUAUCAAUUUUCCUACUCAGAAGUUCCUCCAAGCCCAAAGCAAGGUUGAUGUUAUGGCUUGGAUCGGACUUAUUGUUCUAAUUGAACACGCUGUGCUUCUCUGGUUAUUCAUUCCUGUAUUAGGCUGGGGUCUGCAAGGAGCUGCAGCAGCUUACAACAUUGCAAGAUGGGUGACUGCAAUUUGCCAAGUUGUUUAUGCAUUUGGUUGGUGCCGGGAUGCUUGGACAGGGUUCACUUGGGCAGCAUUCAAGGAUAUAUGGGCCUUUGUUCGUCUUUCAAUUGCCUCUGCUGUGAUGCUUUGCCUUGAAAUUUGGUACAUGAUGAGCAUAAUGCUUCUAGCUGGUCACCUUCCUAAUGCUGUGAUUACUGUAGGUUCUCUUUCUAUAUGCAUGAAUGUAAAUGGACUACAAUUUAUGAUAUUCAUCGCAAUGAAUGCUGCUGUAAGUGUUCGUGUAUCAAAUGAACUGGGAUUGCAGCAUCCAAGGGCAACCAAAUACGGUGUUUACGUUGCAGUCUUCCAGUCUCUCAUCAUUGGGCUUUUGUGCAUGGUCCUUAUCCCCGUCUCAAGAGACUAUUUUUCGAUUAUUUACACAGACAGCAAGGAAUUGCAGCAAGCUGUUUCUAAAUUAGCCUGGCUUCUUGGUGUGACAAUGGUUCUUAACAGUAUUCAGCCUGUCAUUUCAGGAGUUGCUGUUGGAGGAGGGUGGCAAGCCACAGUGGCUAAUGUAAACUUGGCUUGCUAUUAUGUUUUCGGGCUACCUCUUGGAUACCUUCUUGGCUAUGUAGCAGACUUUGGAGUGAUGGGCAUUUGGGGUGGCAUGAUAGCUGGAACCGUCUUGCAGACACUCAUUCUACUCUUCAUCCUUUACAGAACAAAUUGGACUAAAGAGGUGGAGGAAUCAAGCAGCCGCACGCAGAAGUGGGGUAGACAGAACAUCAGCACACAUAAAAGGUGGGCGACGACAUAUGAAUGA